UGAGCGCGCACGGCCCGGCCGCGGGACCCCCGAGCCCCCCCCGCCCCGGGUCCCCGAGCUCCCGGCACCCCCGGUAUCCCCGGCCCGCAGCAGAGCGCGGCCACCGGAGGCCCCGCGCCCUCGCCCAUGCCCCGCGGUUCUCCCCGGGACGCACGGGCGUAGCGGCUGGAGCCGGUUCCAGCCCGCGGCUCGCCAUGGCCGUGCCCCGCACACUGGGGGAGCUGCAGCUGUACCGGGUGCUGCAACGCGCCAACCUGCUGGGCUACUACGAGACCUUCAUCCAGCAAGGGGGGGACGACGUGCAGCAGCUCUGCGAGGCGGGCGAGGAGGAGUUCCUGGAGAUCAUGGCGCUGGUGGGCAUGGCCACCAAGCCCCUGCACGUCCGCCGCCUCCAGAAGGCCCUGCGCGAGUGGGCCUCCAACCCGGGGCUCUUCAGCCAGCCGGUCUCGGCCGUGCCCGUCAGCAGCAUCCCCCUCUUCAAGCUCUCCGAGGCCGGCGGGCGCAAGUCGCUCAGCAACGGGCACGCCAGCCCCAGUGAGGCCACGGGCAAGGGGGGCAGCAGCACAGGGACGCCCCCGGCCCGCAGCCCCACGGAGCCAGGGGAGAAGCUGUCGCCCUCGGCGGCCCCGCCGUGGCCGGGGAGGAGCACCCCGGAGUCAGAGGGUGGCGGGGAUGAAGAGCCGGGGGGGCCCCCCUUCUCCCCGGGCGGGAGCAGCGGCGAGCAGUCGGUGGGCGCCGAGGCGUUGGAGCCGGAGCUGGUGCAGACGGUGGCGGAGAGCGUGGAGCGGCUCCUGCAGAGCUGCCCCCGGGGCGGCGACGCCGAGCUGCGGGCGCUCAUGAAGCUCAACAAGAAGCUGGCCAAAGCCGUGGGGCACAUCUUCCAGCUGGAGGAUGGCGACCGGCACAAGGAGGAGGAGAUCCGUCGGCACAGUGCGAUCUAUGGUCGCGGCGAGGCCCGGCGCCGUGAGGGCAAGCAGCUCACCCUUCAUGAGCUGAUCAUCAACGAGGCGGCCGCCCAGUUCUGCCUGCGGGACAACUCGCUGCUGCUGCGGCGCGUCGAGCUCUUCUCGCUCUCGCGGCAGGUUGCGCGGGAGAGCACCUACCUGUCCUCGCUCAAGGUGGCCAGGACGCAGCCCGAGGAGAGCGGAGCCACCGUGGCCAAGCGGCUCAAGCAGGAGGUGGGCGAGCAGAGCCGCCCUGAGCCCCUGCAGCUGCCAGUGGGGCCGGAGCCCCACGCGGCCCCGUACCGUGCCAGCCUGGAGGAGGAUGCGGCCAGCCUCUCUGGGGAGAGCCUCGACAGCCACUUGCAGGCAGCGGGGGCCUGUCCCCGGCUGACGCCACCGCCCGGCGUGGCCCCUGACGUGCCCCUCGGCCUCCCCCCGCACGGGCUCUGGAAGCAUUAG
Oxyura jamaicensis (ruddy duck) is the source of this 1403-nucleotide messenger RNA. RefSeq names its product NGFI-A binding protein 2 (gene NAB2). NCBI's taxonomy places the organism in Eukaryota, Metazoa, Chordata, Aves, Anseriformes, Anatidae. The coding region runs from base 195 to 1403 and encodes 402 amino acids. The record is from RefSeq and is a predicted model, not a curated record. Gene Ontology annotation, biological process: negative regulation of DNA-templated transcription. Gene Ontology annotation, molecular function: transcription factor binding; transcription coregulator activity. Gene Ontology annotation, cellular component: nucleus. The transcript has 7 exons.